Molecule: messenger RNA, 3262 nt
Organism: Mya arenaria
Lineage: Eukaryota; Metazoa; Mollusca; Bivalvia; Myida; Myidae
Exons: 5
Coding region: 252-980 (242 amino acids)
Source: RefSeq, a predicted model, not a curated record
UCCGAUAGUUUUAUAUUUAGCUAUUGGUCCCCAUUCAUACGAGAGAAUACUCAUUGAUAUCAACUUGCAAAAUAUUUCAGUGGAAGGAAUUUAUUUUUAAACAGACAUUAAAAAAUAAUAUUAGAGCAUAUACUUAAAUUAACAUUUUAUUUUAACUACCGGGUUUAUUGUUUAAGACGGAUUAAAGCAGUCUUUUAAAUACAAGUCCAACAUAACAAGGAACAAGGAAGACGAAAUACACCGAAUUAAAAAUGCAUACUCAAGUUGAAAGAAGUGCACAGUAUACAAGAACCAUUAAACGUACCAAAAGAUGUAUCCGUAUCACCGCAUGGGCCACAAGAAUACUAGCUAUUCUCAGCAUUGUGUAUUGUAUUGUGGCGUUUGUGACACUGGGAGAAAUUGAGUUCGGAAUAUUACUGAUGGUCACAGCAAUCCUUAGUGUUAUGAGCCCGUUAAACUUCAACUGUUGCUGCUACUCAGAUUGUUCAAGAAACACAAAGACUGAUAAAGCAAUCGGACAUUGUGGUGUCUAUGUGUGGAUGUUUAUGAGCAACAUGGGAUACGUCAUGAUGUUUGGGUACAGCUGGUAUUUCUGGAUAGCAUCCAAAUACAAUAACUACCCCAUAGAUUACACAGAUUAUGAUCAAUAUCCACAACGAAGUCGCUCUUACAACUCAUAUUCCAAAGACAACAAGGCGUUGUUGGACGCAAUAUUUGCAUUUACUUUGAUCAUUACUUUCUUCCUAUCGAUUUUAAAUCUUUACACGUUUUGCCUUGUCUACAAAUACGGUUGUUGCUUCAUGAAUGAAGUGUAUAAGAACUGUUCACAGCAAAACAUUGAAACGGCAGUCGUGAUCAGUCAACAUAUAUCAGCAAGAGGAGGUCUUCCGGUUAAUGGUGUGCAGUUUACAAAUGCUAGAGUUGAUGCUCAGCAGCCGUUUACCAGCACUGGGGUGCAGUACCUUCAAUACCAGCCAUAGCUUGCCGGCCCUUAUUACAUGGCUGCACCUUCCCAGCAAGCUGUUGGUGCAACUGAUACUGUCGGCGUGUCUUUUCCACCAACAAUGACGGUGACAAGUGGACAGCGAAUCAGCCCUCCACCAUACGCUGAAACCGAUCCAAAUGUGAAACCUUUACAGUGAUCGAAUCCCAAUGCUCGUUUCGAGCAAAAUUAAACCGGAACAUGUGACAAUAGAUAUAACUUACAAAGACUCCAAAGUUGAAACAAUGCCAAUGAUUUAAAGAUAUUUAUUAAACAUGCAAAUCUUAUAUUUUUGUUUAAAACAUUGUGAUGGCAAAAACAACAUAUCUGAGGUUUUAUAUUAAACCGAUUAAACGUAAGUUAUUGGUGUUAUACGAUAUUUAAAACAUAGUUGUCAUAUUAUAUACAUAAUAUUUCUACGUUUCUAUAAAGUUAAAUAUAAACAACAUAGUCUUGAAUUGAUCACUGGGUAAGCAAAUAACAAAACAAAAAUGUGUUAUUCUUUAUCUUUCAAUUUUUUGUCAUUUAUUUUAGUACUUUGUAAGACAUGUUAUUGGUAUAUGUUCAAUGUUUAUAUGUUUUGUACGAUUGUUUUCCUUGCUAGCACAUGACUAUAUUGCUUUUGUUUUAUUUAUGUUUUAAAUCAAAACAGUUUCUUUGUAAAUACCUGUUAUGUGGUAUUUGUUCAUGUUUUAUAGUGCUUGUGAUGUUUAUUGAAAUUUCUAUACAAAUAAAAACAACCAUUUUUCUGAUUAACUAUUCUUUAAAGUUGUAUCAAAUUGACCUAGGCGGUGAAAAUUAAUAUUACCACCUUAUUUUUGGAUAUGCCUGAACAAAAAACUAUUGAACUAUCAACUAUUAACAGAGAAUAUUUAAAUUUGUUCUGUGAAAACGUCAGAAAUCAUUUUUAUAUAAUUGUAAAAUAAUGAAUGUACUGUUUAUGCAUUAUAUAGUGUUCUUAAGCGUCACAUGUAACCUUGUUGCACUAUGUAACAUUCGGCCCGCUUUUUAAACAUUGAUCUGACAGUGGUUUCAAUAUUUUUGCGGCCGGUCAAUCCUGUGCCAUACGCGGAAAACUAUCCAAGUGUGAAGCUAUCGCAGUGAACGAAUAAAUAAUCAAUGUGAUGUCAGUUUUAUAUCAAAAUAUUUGUAUUUUUUAUAUAAUGCUCGUGUUUAAGUUUGAUUUCAUUUGUUUUUAUUUGUAUACACAUUAAUUUCUUGUGUUUGUUUCAUAUCUGCAUGUAACCUAUUGCUUGCUAUUAAAACACAUAAUAUGAUAUUAUGAUCAUAUUUAUAUGAAAGCACAGUACUUGGAAAAUCGAUCAGCUUUAAGAAUUGCGUUUUAAAUGAAUUGUUGACAUUUCCCAUUGAUAAAGACUAAUGAACUCACUUUUUAAAGAGCACAUCAUGUCAAACACAUUCAUUUGAUAUUAAGAAAAAUAUUGCGUUUGUAUAAUUAAAAAUGACUUCGGAAAAAAAACUGACAUAACGAACGUUUGGCUUAUUGUCAUCCAAUGUUGCAAUCGUUUUCCAUCAAAGAAAAACAUAUUUCACAAAUGGUUCGAACAUUUGCUUCUGACAAGUUUCGUACUUACCGUUAGAAAAGAAAAUUAAUGCUCAAACAUUUACUUGAAGCACUCACUACUUGAUAAAAAUCGUAUCGGCUUUAAAUAAUUCACGGCUCUCCAUAUGUUUCUUAUCUGUAUUUACCUUCCUUUUAGUGACAUUGUAAUGUUGUAUGCUGUUUCGUAUAUGCUGUAAGAAUUUGGAAUUAUACAAACCGUACAAUGUUUACCUAACAAAACAUGUAAUUAUCAUUGUUCAUGAGUAUGUGAGUGUAAAGUCAUAUAUUGGACAUCGCAGAGAUCUUAAAUAGAGCAUAUUUUGGAAUGGUGUCAUAUGAAAAAAUAUUUUAAGAAUGGUCAUUUCUUAAAAAAUCAAAACCUCAUCAGUUUUUUUCAUGCUAUUGUGGAUACUUAUUGGAUUUUAAUUUAUUUUUACCAAACACCUCUAUUUGGAAUACCCCUUUACUUACUCUCGGACGCCUUAGACGCACAGUUGCUUUCGCCAAAGACGUAGACUGUCAAUGAUACACUUGUAAAUAAAUAGUUCACCAAUAUUUCUAUUUUUAUUAUUAAUUAUUUACUUGUGUUUUAGCGUAUAUAAUUAAUAAACAUGAAAUAAAUUAAUGGAAUGUAUUGAUACUCCAAAUAACAACUAGUGCAUUAUUGCAAUUGAACUGGGCAUGAAUACAUUGAACAAAUUGACCUUAUUACACAG